Messenger RNA from Orussus abietinus, 1787 nucleotides. Its product is annotated as facilitated trehalose transporter Tret1. The record is from RefSeq and is a predicted model, not a curated record. Bases 225 to 1628 code for a protein of 467 amino acids. Gene Ontology annotation, molecular function: transmembrane transporter activity. Gene Ontology annotation, cellular component: membrane. Gene Ontology annotation, biological process: transmembrane transport. NCBI's taxonomy places the organism in Eukaryota, Metazoa, Arthropoda, Insecta, Hymenoptera, Orussidae. The transcript has 8 exons.
UCGUUUUCGCGAUGAAAUAUCGUGUCUGUAGACACCUCCAACUAAUCGUGAAAUAGUAUAUACAAAAUUAAAUAAGAAAAGAUAUCUAUUAACGAUCUAAUUAUUACCCCAGAGAGAGAUGUUGCUCACGUACCCGACAUGUCCAGAAAGAGAAGUCACGUUACAGGACAUUGUUUUAGAUUUUGUAUGCAUCAGUGGCAUUGUCAUGUGUACUGAACACCGGGAUGAACAUGGGAUAUUCCGCCGUAGCGUUGCCUUUGUUGGUGGACGGCUCUUCGGAUAUAAUUUUAAACCAAAGCGACGCCACAUUGUUUGCUUCUCUGACGGUUGUGUCGCAGUCUGCUGGCAGUUUGAUCAGCAUUGGAACCAUGAAAUUCGGAAGACGCGUCGCCAUUGUUUUCGCAAGUUUCGUUGCCUGUGUCGGUUGGGUCAUUGUUGCGAGCAGCCAUAACGCGCCUCAGCUUCUUUGCGGCAGACUAAUCACCGGUAAAACGCAUGCGAAACGACUGUCUAUGGGAAUGGCUUCGGCACCAAGUAGUGUGUACGUUGCGGAGAUUUCUACACCUCGCCUAACGGCAGCACUGACGUCAGCAUCGAGCCUCUUCAAUGCCCUCGGCAUCAUGCUAAUUUACCUCCUGGGCCUCGUUAUCGAAAACAACUGGCGACUGGUCGCCAUCGUUUCAACAAUAGUGCCGUUAAUGUCCGCCAGCGCUGCCGUCUACUUCCUUCCGGAGAGUCCAAGGUUCUUAUUGGAGAGGAAACAAGAAGAGGAGGCCAAGAAAUCCUUGUUACGUUUGCGGGGACUCAAACUCGAGACCCCGAAAUUUCUACAAGAAUUUCAAGAACUGACUCGCUACAGCAACUCUCGGUCCAAUGUGGAAAUGAUUGUGUCAAACACUGAUCAGCAAUCGGACUCGACUAUGAUAAUAGCGGAGGAGGGCAACGGGUCAUCCUCUUUCAGACGGUUUUGGGAUAGACUCAGGAUAUUAGCCAGAGCCUUGAAGAUUCCGGAAGUCUGGAAACCCUUUUUGAUCCUAAAUGCAUUCUUCAUUUUCCAACAGUUUUGCGGAAUUUAUGUUAUCAUCGCUUAUGCUGUUGACUUUAUUACUGAGAUGGGAAUUGUUCAGGACCCUUUUGUGGUGACUGUUGUCAUUGGAUUGGUCCAGCUAAUUGGCAGCAUCGUGUUGGUUGUCUGCGGGACCAGAGUUGGUAGAAGACCAGCAGCUCUGAUCUCCGGUGUAGGGAUGUCGGUUUCCCUAGCAGUUUUGGGAGUACAUCAGCAGUUCUUCAAAAAUUCCUACACUUCCGGCGUGCCACUUGCUUGCAUCCUCUUCUUCGUGGCCACAGGAUCAUUCGGGUUCACAUCUUUGCCCUGGGCCAUGAUCGGCGAACUGUAUCCAACCAGAUUCGUGAACAUCUUGGGACCAACUACAACGUGUUUGGUCGGUUUCUAUAAUUUUGCCACUGUUCAACUAUACCCUACACUCAUACGAUUCGAUCCCAUUGCAACAAUAUACAUCUACGAUGCGAUUUCGGUGGCCGCGACGCUUUUCAUAGCAUUGGCAUUGCCGGAGACCUUGAAGAAAACAAAAACAGAAAUUGAACAAGGCUUUAAUGGGAGUACGUGAAAAUGAGGAGUAUUAUACACCGAGUAGAAUUAAGAUUGUACAUAGAAUUCUUUCAUCUAUAUUUAUUUAAAGCCUUUAUUAUUAAGUGCAACGUUAACACUUCAAGAUAAUUAAUUUAAGUACCAGCUUUUACUUUUAUAUAAAAUGGCUUAGAAUUCA